AUGGCAUCGUUCUCGCCAUGCUCCGCAACUCGCUACUUGCGGGUGCUGCUCGUGCUGCUGCUGGAACGAGUGAGAUACAUCUCGGCAGGCGAUGCCGAAGAUGCCAAGAUUACCUGUGCACAUCUUCAACCGCAGGUGUGUUCUCAUCGAGGGAACCACGACGACAGCGAGCUUCAGCUACUCAGUGCGAUGAAGAUGCAGGAUCUUCUUAACAGCAGGCACAGCAUACAUUGUGCCGACCUCGACCUCACGAGAAUUUGGGCAUCUCGUCGCGACGACUCUGCGCUGGAGUUGGUAGUUGGUCAUCCGGAUGAUUUCGAGAGGUUGGUUCCGUCAGCUGUACGCAGACGCAAUGGCUCCACGGCGGUCGAGAUCGACCUCAAAAAGAUCCCCCGAGACAUGGGCAAGGCCUUGCAGCUGACACAGCUUCUAUUGAUUUUGCAAACGAACUCUGCCAGGUUUGUUGCUUUCGAGAUCAAGGACAUGGAUCUCGCAGCCCUGGAGUUGACGUUGCAGACACUGCACCGAGCAGGGAUGGCAGGUGGAUGCAAGUUCGCCGUGUGGUAUUCGCCUGCGGAUGUCGACCUGUUCCAGCAGGUCCACAGGAAGCGGUACCCGGAGAUCAAGAGCAUCCUUGCCAUGUACGAUCGACCGUGGAAAGGGAACCCAGCUGCUUCUUUGGCCAGUUUAGAUGAGGCAGCAGAAGGUGGCUUCGAUAUGGUGGGACCGUCCAUCGAUGUGAGCGAGACGCUGCUGUCCAAAGCUGUUCGCCAAGGUUUCAGCGUGAUGACCUAUGGCAUUUCCACCGAGGAGCACGUUAUGAAAGCAGCCAGAACCGGCGUGCAGUACAUGGCGACUGACAAGCCAGUCUGGCUGCAAUCUCAGCUGGAGAUGCUCCGUUCGAAAGGCGGCUGUGGCGGACCGGGGCGGCUGCUUGCGGCGCUCGUGGACUUCGACACAGCCUACGCCGGCCCUCCUGGGCGCAGGGCUGGGUGGGGGUGCGCGCUGGGCGGCGGCGACCGGUAUGCAGCACUCGCUGGUGGGAUGGCCUCAGCUGGAACCCGUCUUGGAGGCUUUUCUCCAGUUUGGUGGGAGUGGCGCCAUGACCUCGUCCGCAUCCGCGCCGAGGUGGUCAGGGAGCUCCAGGAAAUGGUCGACGACGCCUCGGAGGAUACGAUCGCCUGGCUGGGCGCUCUUCCCCCCCACGUGAGGGCGACCUACGAGACGAGCGAUCAACCCGCCCCUUCCAGGGAGCGGUGUUCGACAGGCUGCUCCGACGAGGGCUUCGACAUGUUGGGCCGGGUCCGCACAGCCCCAGGCUGGAAGCUGCGCUCCGACGAGCGUUACGCUCGCCCUGAAGGGCUGGACCGGCUGCGGGAGAACCCCCCAAUACGUGGCCAGGAUCCUUGGGGCUGCGCUAUGGCUGGUAAGCAGGAGGAAGAGCCUUCUUCUCCAGAAGCGGAGACAAUGCCAAAGCCGAAGCGCCGUCCGCAGGCUCAGGCCAUGUCGGAACGCCAUCUAAGUGCCAUGUGUUCCAUCCCUGCCGUGUCGUCUGGUGCCAUCGUGCCUUGCCAACCUCCGGCAACCACACCUUCGGCAGAUCCACCGUCUGUGGGAUUUGCCAAGAAGAUGCCGGUCAAGAACGUGCCGAAGCCGCCUGCAACACCGCCUCCUGCCCACAUCGUGCCGGCCAAAGCUCGACCAGGUGCCGCGACUAGCACAGCGGCAUUUGCGAAGGCCAAGUCUCUGGCGGUUCUUCCAAGCACAGCCACGUCCCCUCCAGAUGCUGGAAUGUCGAAGGCUGUGAUGCCUCCAUCACCGAGUGUGGCCGUCAAGGCCAUGCCACGCAAGACGAUGGGUGAUGGCAGCCGAGCACAAGGUGACGAAACUGCAUUCGCCAAGCAGGCUUCGAGUUUGUCUGGCCCGGCUGUCAGCGAAGGUUCAGAGCCUCAACAGGGCAAUCUGUCAGACUUGCCACGCCUACUCGAAGAGACAGGCAAAGAGGAUGACAGGAAUUCUGAGGAUGAAGACGAAGAGGCAGCAGCCAAAGCGGCCAAGCUGCCCCACCAAAUGCCUGCUGUGCGAUCUCUAAUGGGCUUGGACGAUUCUCGCCUGAGCGAGUACCAGAUGGAAUUGGUCAAGGAUCUGGCGAGCGGCUCCAAGUUUCAUGAUCCGGCACGGGACCCGCAAGCAUACCGCAAGCAAGCUCGGAACAUGUGUUUGGUCGAGGUCAGUCGCUUGAAGUUCUGCCACAAAGACAUAGGUCCUCGCUUCUCGCAUGGCUCGCACCAGGGGGUGCCCGUCCUCAAGCUGCUGCAGGAUCUGCAUGCUGGGCGUGCCGAUCCAAAAGAGCUGCCCCCACUGGUGGUGAUGCGAAACAGAGGGGACCUGCAAGUCGUUUGCGGCAACAGGAGACUGUAUUGCUUAAAACGGUUCGCGAUGGAAGCUUCAAAGGCAGUGGAUGUCUGGUGUGUCGUCUAUGACCUGAAGGCCAAGGACACACCUCGCCCGCUGCUUUUCAAGUACAUUCUUGCAACCACCACGCAAGACAGCAACACUGUGAGUGCUCGGGUCCGAUGA
Molecule: messenger RNA, 2580 nt
Organism: Symbiodinium necroappetens
Lineage: Eukaryota; Dinophyceae; Suessiales; Symbiodiniaceae
Source: the annotation of a GenBank genome assembly